AUGGAGAAUCCCGACAUCAAAACAGUUAGUCACGAUGGCAAGGAUAUUCUGCUAGAGUUUCAAGGACGCCGGUCUCAUAUCCCACAGCCCCUAUCUAUCAAUGAUACCACUGUAGUUGAAGAGUUAGGCUUCCCGUACAAACCUUCAAUGAAGCUUUCACAGCCUGGCUUCGACUGGGGACUUGGUUGCUUCGGUAAUCUUUCAAAGAUAAUUGGAACUAGCAAAAAUGAGUAUGAUGAUCUGUAUUGGUUCGAUUUUUUUGAAAUCAACACCGCAAAACAACUGUUCGAUGGGAGUCAAGUCUGGGAUGACGAUGACGCUUGGAUUCGCUUCGUACGUUCAACCCAAAGGGUCGAAGAGCCGAAAACUGAAGAGCAGCUGAUCAAGUUCAACGCGACUCAACCCGAAAGCUCGGAUGAAGUCGAACCUGUUCAAGUCCGACCUCGCACUUCGGAUGCAGACAGGUUUUUAGCGAUGCUUGACAAUAUGGAAUCAGCUCUCGAAGUGGGAAAUGAAGCACGGAAUAUCUCAACUUCGGUGGAAUAUCCCAGGUGGGUACUCCGGAACUUUAGAGACUGGAUCGAAGAAGCUGAUUUUAUUGAGGCUAACAUAAGCGCGCCCAGUGGGUCACGAUACUACACCACCUCAGAUACUAGGUGA
Annulohypoxylon truncatum is the source of this 660-nucleotide messenger RNA. RefSeq lists its product as uncharacterized. The transcript is spliced from 2 exons. NCBI's taxonomy places the organism in Eukaryota, Fungi, Ascomycota, Sordariomycetes, Xylariales, Hypoxylaceae. Bases 1 to 660 code for a protein of 219 amino acids. The record is from RefSeq and is a predicted model, not a curated record.